GAAAUGAUUCUUACACGUGUAGCAUUUACUGUCCACUUAUACAUUAGAAAGUAGUGUGUAAAGAUUGUUAGUGUGACCUCUGACCUCUCCUUUAAGGUCAGUAUAUUGAUCUGAAGGUCACAGCUAAUAGAAGCUAAUAAAUUCAGUUUGCUUUUCUGUUUCAAUAUUGACUCAAAUAUAUUUGUUGGUGAUUUCAAUCUUAAUUAUAAUUAAAAUAAUGCAGAGCAGUGGUUCUAAAGUGUGCUCAGCCUUCACGCUGUGACUGGCUGAUUAUUAGAAGCAGAACUAAUCUAAUGCAGUUAAAUCUCAAAGAGGGAAACACGUCUGGCUGAGCACUCACAGGAGGCUCAGCCAUGAACAGCUGUGUGCUUAAUGUUUUGGGGUUCCUGCAGGGACAGUAUUGAUUUUGAAAUAGUCAUUAAGUUCUGAAAGAAAAGGUUUUCCGUGACUAUAAAUACACAUUUUCCCUUAUUUAUCUUUGUAAUGAUCUUUGUAAUGUGUAAUGACCUGCUAGUGCCACAGGGUGGCAGUAUUGCACCUAGAAGCCGUUUGUCAAAGUUUCACACAGAAAAACAAUAUUUAUUAUUUUAUAUUAUUUCUGUUAUCUUCUACUCCUUUAUAUAUUUAGACUGUUGACUAGUUUUCACAUUUGGACUUUGACCUGAAAAAUGUCAAACCUGAAGCAAACUUGGACUUUUUCGUUUUUCUUUUUUCUCUGCAGGAGGAGUCCAUUGAGGAAGUGAUCAAAGACACGGAGUCUCUGUUCAAAUCCAGAGAGAAGGAAUACCAGGAGACCAUCGACCAGAUCGAGCUGGAACUGGCCACAGCGAAGAGCGACAUGAACCGCCACCUGCACGAGUACAUGGAGAUGUGUUCAAUGAAGAGAGGCCUGGAUGUCCAGAUGGAGACCUGCAGGAGGCUCAUCACACAGAGUGGAGACAGGAAGUCCACCUCGCUCAUCUCGCUGACGGUGGAUGACUCUGACAGCGAGGAGAAGGACAGGAAGAAGCCGGCGCUCCCCGCCGACUCUGAGAUCAGUGACUCCUGCUGCGGCGUCAACGCCGCCAUCCCACCUCUGACCUGGAGGAAACCCUAAUACACGCUUCUUCUGAGGAAGAACAAUGCAGAGCUUCCACACGUCUAAAAUCAUGUCUCUGUGAUUUCUGUCACAUUUUAAGUCUCCAGUGUGAUUUUUACUGAUCGUAAAGUCAGGCCAACAUGGCAGCCGGAGAUUCAGAGCCAAGCGUGGAGGUUUUUACUGCUUUGAGGAAGAAGAGCUUCUCCUUACUGAUGAACCUGUAGUUUCUUUGCAAUAUUAGUUAUAGUAUAUAAAGUCAUUUUAAUUAAAAAAGCAGCAAUAGUAAUAGUGUGUGCAAGUGCUGCCCUCACAUGGUUACCAGCUGUAACUGCACAUCUGGAGGUCAAAACUUUACCGCACUUUAAAGAAAAGAUGAGAUGCCUGUGAGCUACAUUAUUGUAUUUGCACACCGAGCUCACCAAAACCGUUGUUUGUAAAAUGUCUCCAACGCUGCAGGAUUAAAAGGACGCACAUACAGGCUGUAAUGCAGAAAGAAAGCAGUUUGCACAGCUCACUGUUCCUGCUCCAUAUUAAAGUGCAGUGGUUUUAUAUUACACAGGCAUUAGCAGCAGCUUCAAAAUGUUAAAGCUCACGUUUAAUUUGAUUCUUUGUAACUGUAGUCAAGACAAAAAUCCAGUGAAAGACCAGCUCGCCUUAAACCGAUUUCCAGGACUUUUUUUGGGGGGGGCAUUUUGAAGGUUUAACCUUCACAAUAUUUACCUUACAGAAGUUUAUUGAUAUGUACUUCUUCUUGAAUUUGAAGUUUAUUAAAAGCUCCGCUCCUGGUUUGUCUGUAAAAACUGAUCCUUGCUACAGUUUGGAGUUAAAAUACUUCAUUUUCCUCUCGGCGUAACAUCAGCCGUGAUAUUUGAACAGAUUUUGAUACUGUGUAGUGAUAUACAUGUAGUAAUAUAGAUAAUUUGGGGGUUUUGUAAGCUUUUGUACAGUUGUGGUUUCAGACCUCUCUCUCACCUCCAGAUCCAUUUCAGUUUGAAAACAUCAAAACGGUGCAAACAGGAUCGGUUUGACAGUGUAAAUGCCAUUUAGAUUUCUCACAUUUUCUACAGAUGAUGUGAUGCUAAAAGGUAAACUCUUAUAUCAUGACAGUAAUAUUGUUUUUAAAAACCAGGUUAAAUCACAGUUAAACUGAUUUAUUGUGGAAAUGCCAUUUUUAAACCUCGGUCUUGAAGAAAUAUUUUUUAAGUUAAAUAAUGUUGCAAAAUGUACAUUUCCACGUAUUUUGGUGUCUGUUAAGAUUCUAUCUGGAAUUAGUUCAGUAUUUUUGGGAUAACGUUAAAAUGGACCUGAACAAAUGCUCACAUGAAACAUGUUUUUAAAUCAGGGCGUCCACGUAAUCCCCGCAGGACUAAAGUUUAGACUGACAGUUUUUUUUUUCUACUCAUGGAUCUGUAUGAUAUCCUGAUAUCUCCUACAGAAGCCUAUCACACAGUUCACAGUUUAACUUGUAUGUCUUUUUAUGAGGGGCAGCCAAUCAGAAGAGGGUUGGCUAAUAGGGGGAGGAGCUACAAGAGACAAAUAAGGAUUAUUAUCAACUGAAUUAUGCAGAGCUACUCUGACAUAGCCCAAGAAUAACAAAUACAGAGCUGGAAAUGAUUGAAAAAGGCCCCCUUUAAUCUUACACUUUAGGUAACACUCCCUUUUUUAUGUUAUUUAUUCUUAAUACUGUUAAUUAACAAGGCAAUAAUAGGUGUAAUACAAAUGUUAUUUUUGCCUUUGAUUUUGUGGGAUCGGGAGGUAUUUUGU
Molecule: messenger RNA, 2842 nt
Organism: Haplochromis burtoni (Burton's mouthbrooder)
Lineage: Eukaryota; Metazoa; Chordata; Actinopteri; Cichliformes; Cichlidae
Product: intermediate filament family orphan 2
Exons: 3
Coding region: 839-1096 (85 amino acids)
Source: RefSeq, a predicted model, not a curated record